Solenopsis invicta (red fire ant) is the source of this 4911-nucleotide messenger RNA. RefSeq lists its product as uncharacterized. Gene Ontology annotation, biological process: protein phosphorylation; mitotic cell cycle; intracellular signal transduction. Lineage: Eukaryota; Metazoa; Arthropoda; Insecta; Hymenoptera; Formicidae. Gene Ontology annotation, cellular component: nucleus; cytoplasm. The coding region runs from base 912 to 4322 and encodes 1136 amino acids. The transcript is spliced from 11 exons. Gene Ontology annotation, molecular function: ATP binding; histone H3T3 kinase activity. The record is from RefSeq and is a predicted model, not a curated record.
CAACAAAACUUUGUUAGCAACAUCGUUACAUUAGAACGUGUUUACAGUGUUCAAAGUACAUUUCUAAUAUGUACCCAUAAAAAGAUAUUUUUAAUUAUCGAAUUAUCGAAUUACCCCGUAUCUAACAAUUUGCCCCGGUCUCUAUAAAUACACACGCACACACGCGCACACGCACACGCACACGCAAUAGGUAUAAACAUCACCAACAUAUUUCAAUCUCAAGUACCAAAGUACAAAUCCUGUGAAUAGCUCUGAUCUAACUAAUAAUGAGCCAUUUUAUACAAAACACAGAACGCAAAUUGCAAAUGCAACUGCUAAACAAAAGCGGUUUUGUUAAUGGAAGCGUUAAUCAAUUAAUCAUUAAGAAGUCAUAUACACCUAGGAAAGUAAAAAAAAUCGAUUUUUAUUAUUACAUAUUUAUAAUGUUUAAUAUUUCGAGAAUGUUUGAUGAAAAUUUUAAAUCAAAAUUCCGAAAAAUAACGAAGUUAUAGCCCUGAUAGCACAUUGGCGCGCCGCACCGCACUGCGCGCCGCUGAGAUAUUGUGGUUGGACCACGGCCUGUCCCUUCGGUUUUGUGUCUAAUAUCCUAGUAAAGACGCAUUAUUGGAGUGCUGUGGCUAUACUCAGAAUAGCAAUAAAAGUUUUAACAAUAUAAUUUGGAAAUAGUUUCAAAAACAAUGCACAACGGUGCUAUUACAGUAGAAAUUAGUGCAUGCAUAGCUGCUUGCAUAUUCAGCGAUGGUAUAACUUUGAUAUUAUGAAUAAUGACUAUUAUGGGCAUUUCUUUUGUACCGAAUGCACAUCAAUGUGGUGCACGCGAAUAUGAUCGCUGCAUAGUGCAAGCCGAGGUACGCACGCAGGAACAGACUAAAGACGCGCGAAUAUAUCGCCGACAAUAAAAUUUAGAUGAUAUGGGUAUCGCAUCUAUUGCAGAGAACUUAUAUUAUGGGCCUGGAAUUAACGACUUUGUCGUUCCUCCUAUGCCAUUGGAAAAUAAAAACUACUCUUGGAGGGGAAGCAGUAGUGACAGUGAUGUUAAUGAUACAAUAAAUCUAAAAUCUCCUGAAUGUAUAGCUUCUAAUUUUUUAAUACAUAGUAGUACAUCUGAUUCAACACAAGUUAAUCAUAAAAUAGCUCAUAAACGUAAAAAGAGAAAAAGAUGUGAGCCAGAAAUCAUGACUUCUUCAGGAAUAUUGUCUAAAAAGACCAGAGUAAUGUUAAGAAAAGAUAAAACACAAUCGGGACAGAAAACAAAAGCAAAUAAAAUACAAAGGAAGAAAAUGUUAGAAAACAAGUUGAGCAAUGGACAAAAAUCAAUUACAAAUUCUAAUGUUACAAAUAAUUUAAAAGAAGCUUCAUAUAUGAACGAUUUCAAGCAUACAGAAAAUGACCAACAAAUUAUUAAACCAUGUUUUGUUAAAUUAAAUACUCACAUUAUUCAGAACUACAUGUUGAAUCGCGAAAAGAUUGCGAAAAGUAAGCAAGACGUACUGCAUGAUUCAAAAUUCUUGUAUACAGAUACUUUACAGACUAAUAGAAAUAUUUCCCAAGUAAAGUAUACUAUUUCGCGAUUAAUCUCAACUAACUUUGAAAACUUUAAACGUACGUCAAUCAAACAAUGUUGCGUGGCAUUAAACGAUAAUAUUAUUAAAGAUUCGUAUGUGUUGAAUAACAAAAAAAACAUGGAAGAUAAUAUUGAUAUAAGAGAUAAAUCAAAUACAUCUCAUAUAAUUUUUCAUAAUUUAUCUGAAGUCACUCCAAACUGCAAUAAAAGUAUAGAAUUUGCGCCAAAUAAUAUUAGAAAAAGUAAAAAUCUAAUAACAGAAUGUUUUGUAAAAUUGGAAAGAUUAAGAAUAAGAGAAUUUGUGAAAAAAAAUAGCAUAGUGUUUAACAAACAAGAGCAAAAAAUAGUUUCUAGCACUCCUAUUGGCUCACAAGUCAAACCUACCUGUUCAGUAAUAUUUUCUCCUAUUAAUAACAUUGAUGACGAAUCACAUUGGAAGAAAUGUUUACUAGCGACUACAAAGGAAGAUAUGUCCAACAUCGAUCGGAGAAACUGUUGUUCUUCUAUACAUGAAGCACAAACCCAAGUUUUAUUGUCACAAAAACCACAGGUGUCUAUGAAUUUUGCUGUUAACAAUGAAAUAACGACUUGCAAGGAUGAUAUUCACGUGGUUUUUACACAGAAAUUUGAAACGGAAAUUCCACAUUCUUUAAAUAUAUCUCUUGCAAAUAGUACAAGUCAAUCACGAUCAUUAUUUAGUGACAUAACGUAUAAUCACUCAACGAAACGUAUAGAUGAAGAUAAUAUAGGAAAGAAAGAUCUUUUGAAUAAAUUUAUAGAAAUGGACCUGAUAGAUUUGCCUGUCGAUUUAAAACGAGAGCAAUCGUUCAACAGUAAUACGCAAACUGAUGCAAGAAAAAUUCCAAACGAAUUAUUGAAGAAUAAAUAUCUAGAGAAUUACGAUAUGGAAAGACAUGUUGCAAAAGCGAUUUGCGAAAAGAUUAAAGAUGAAAGUAUUAACGUUGAUAGAAGUAGUUUAUUUGAUGAAAGUUGGGAUAACAUCAAAAAUGUUAACGCUCGCGUGUUGCUUACGCGAUUGCAGGAUCCAAUCAGAAUAGGAAGGAGGACGCGGUAUUCCAAAUGGCAUCUAAGUAUGUUGAAUGAGUGUUCCAAUAAUGAAGACAUGCGAUCGAAUAACGAGAUACUUCACUCUGUAACUGAUAAAGCUCUUUCUACUGUUCGAUAUAAUUUCGAAUACUCUAGGAAUGCAAUAAAUUCUUUUGAUUACUCUGAAUUGUCUAAUGAUAUGAUUCAACACAAUGCUACAAACAGACAAAUAAAUAGGUCUGUUUUUUUAAAACCCGGGAAGAGUUGGUCUAGAUCUUUGUCUAUAUUAAAUAAUGUAAAUGAUGGAGCUAAUUUGGAUAAAUUGAGUGUUGGAAAGGGAAAAAAGUGGAGGCAUAGUGUUAGAAAUAUAUUAGAUAUGCAGAAAAAAGGAAUUUUUCAAAGUUGCUUGAAAGAAGGCAGAGAUGAUACAGAUCUAUCUAGGCUUAGUGCAUCAAAUGUGUCAUCGUUCAAUGAUAACAAGUGUAAAAAUUUUAACUUUGUGAAUUACCCUAGAUUUUCUAAAAGGAUCUCGAUAAGAGUUGUUCCUAAUAAUACAAGUACUGAAUGUGACGUCAAAGACACUCCGUUUCUCGAAGCGUUUGGAAUAACUGCAGAAAAAUCUCCGAGUUUGAAAUUAUCAUAUCGGAAAGAAUCGUUGAAACAUGAUCAAAUCAGUAGUCAUUCUACAACUGCGAGAGAUGUUGUUUUACAGAGAUGUUUGCAAAAGUGUUACAUAUCUUUUGCAGAAUGUUUUCCAGAUUCGUAUUUGGAACAUUGUUAUAAAAUAGGCGAAGGUGUUUACGGAGAAGUUUUUCUUUAUGAAUGCGACGAUAAAAAAUCCGUUAUAAAAAUUAUUCCUAUUGAAAGUGACCAGUUAGUCAACGGUGAGCCACAGAAGAAAUUCAAUGAAAUAUUGUCAGAAAUUGUAAUAGCGAAGGAAUUGGAUAAUUUGAAAUUAAAUGCUACACACAAAACUGAUGGAUUUGUAGAAGUUAAAAAUAUCAGCUGUAUAAUAGGAAAAUAUCCAGAGAAGCUCAUAAAACUUUGGAAUAUUUAUGAUAAUGACAAAACAUCUGAUAAUGAUUGUCCGUCGAUGUUCACUGAAAAUCAGUUGUAUAUUGCUCUUGAACUCUGUCACGGUGGAGAUGAUCUUGAAGCUUUUAUUUUCCAAACGGCAGAGGAAGCUUGUGCUCUAUUUUUACAGACAGCACUGGCAUUAGCCGUUGCAGAAAAGGCACUUGAAUUUGAACACAGAGACUUGCAUUGGGGUAAUAUAUUAAUAUCGAGAACAAAAAAACCAUAUGUAUAUUAUAAUCUUGAUGGGAAAGAGAUCAAGUUUCCUAGCAAAGGUGUAAAGGUGUCUAUAAUAGAUUUCACGUUGUCGAGGAUGUUGUAUCAAGGAUGCUGCAUAUAUAAUGAUCUCGCACUGGAUCCAGCUUUAUUCACUGCUCACGGUGAAUAUCAGUUUGAAAUUUAUCGUCUUAUGCGUGAGAAAAUUCAGAAUAAUUGGCGAAAAUUUGAACCAUAUACGAACGUCCUCUGGUUGCAUUACGUUUUAGACAAAAUGAUUACGGCAGUAAGAUAUAAGAGAAAGAAUUUAAAAGUACAUAAGCAGGCUAUUGUUAGAUUAAAAGAGUUUAAAGAUACAAUGUUAAACUAUGAAAGUGCGUACGACUUUAUAAUCAAUUCUAAUAGUGUCGUGUAUCUAUGAUGUGAGCUCAUAUUGAAAAAAUAUUUUGACAAUAAAUCAAACUUUGCUAAUUUGUAGAUAUUCUGUUUGUUAUAGUCCAAACCAUAAUAUAGCGCAUGAUAAUCAAUAUCAAGUUACGACGCGACUAAAUAAAGUUAAAUAUUGAAAUAGCAUUUUCACAAUACAGUUACAUUUUGAAAUACCCGGAACAGCAAUGAUUUGUAUAAAAAAGUUGUGAAAUACCUGGAAAGGCAUUUUUACUCUUAAUUCAUAAAUUCGUCAAACUCGGGUUGUCAUCCGAAUUAUUGUGAAAAUGUUACCUUCGUGGAAGCAGCAAAUGCGCUUGGUAGUGGCCUUGCGCAGUUGCUAAUGUAUAUAAACCUCCAAAGAUUGAGCAAUGGAGAGUAUCAGAUAUCCAUCCUUGCGUAUACUCUAGCAAUGCGAAACUUCACGUGAGAGAAUCAUCAAGGGUCGAGAACAGCGAAUAGAGUGACUUGCGAAGGUAAGAGGAUAUAGCAUCUUCUAUCGUGUAAUACGAUCCGGCGAGCGAAACACCAUUUUGCCGAAGAAAGAGUUGUAAGAAAUUAUUAAAUAUAUCGUUAUUUACUGA